AAUGGGUCCAAACGAUUAUAGUUAUGACAUACUGGGCGAGAGCUGGGUCGAUUAAAACCUCCCUUUUGAAAAUUAGUUAACACAUUUUCCGUUUUAUGAGGCGCAUAAAGAAAAAAAGUGGACCUGGAAACUCUAUAAAUCAAGAUUGAAUCAGUUUUUCCGUUUAUCCUCGCUCUUAAACUGGACUGGUUUUAAUUAGAAAAUUAAAUAAAUCCUAGUUAGUUCCGAAUGAAUUGUUUGCACCAUUGUUGUGGUAAUUACUUGUAUAAAGCUGUCUGCACUAUCUAGAUGGUGGAUCAUGACAGACAGGUUUGGAGAUUAUGCAAUCAUGAAAUAACAUAAAACGUACACAUUUAUAACAAAACAGCUGUUUCACUAAGCAAAUUGAGUUGAACCGUCUCGGCUUAACAAAGUCGAACAAAAAUCAUUCCUGGAAUAAAAUCCUUUUCUGCUUGGAUAAAAGGUUAACUCUUCCUUAUGUAAUUAUUCAAUAGCAUAAAAGGAAUUGUUCAUGCGGAGAAACUGAAGGGGGGUUUUUUACAUUGAAAACAAUAAACAUAUGAUUGUAUAAAAUAAACGACUCGGUUUGUAUAAGUGAAACUUUUGAACCAGCUAAGUUAAUCUUGAGACCAGCCUUGAUCUGGAAGAUUUUGUAAUUGCGAAACUUUUCCUCAUUAAACUCGUCGAGUCAGCCGUUUUGGAAAAAUGUCAUACGCAAAAUUUUGAGAAUGGCAAAAUCGUAUGUUGAAUUUUGUUUUUUCAGUCCUGGGGCACCUUCAAGAAAGGCACUCGAGCCCGGAACGGCCAAAGCCAGGUGGCGACAACGCUAGAUCGUCUCGUUGAAAUCUGUUUUGUUUUUGUUUUUUCUUUUUUCCCUCCGAUGAACAGCAACGAAGGCCUGGUUCAAAGGCGGAUCCGGUGUCAUUCGGCACCCCGAGAGGAGAAGAUGAACGAUGCCCCGCCGGAAGAGUUCGAAGGACGGGAAUCGAAGGAGAGCCCGUUGACUCUCAUGGAAGAAGUGCUUCUGCUCGGUUUGAAAGAAGAGGGUUACACUUCAUUCUGGAACGACUGCAUCUCCAGCGGGCUGCGGGGCUGCAUAAUAGUCGAGCUCGGACUCCGCGGCAGGAUAGAGCUGGAGAACAGCGUGAGGAGGAAAUCCCUUCUGAAUAAAAAGAUCGUGGUUAAAAACGACGCCCCGACCGGGGACGUGUUGCUCGACGAGGCGUUGAAGUACAUGAAGGAGAUGAACCCUCCGCAGACCGUCCAGAACUGGAUCGAAUACCUCACCGGUGAGACGUGGAACCCGCUCAAACUGAAAUACCACAUGAAACAGGUGAGGGAACGGCUCGCCAAGAACCUGGUCGAGAAAGGCGUCCUCACGACUGAAAAGCAAAAUUUUUUCCUUUUCGAAAUGACGACCCACCCGAUCGCGCAGGUGACAGCCAAGGCGCGUCUCAUGAAAAAGAUCCACGAAGGGGUGCUGACCAAAUGGGUCAAUGACCCACAGAGAAUGGACAAGAGGUUCCUCUCUCUCCUGGUCCUCGCGCACGCCUCGGAUGUCCUGGAAAACGCUUUCGCACCCCUCCUCGACGAGGAUUACGAAACCGCCCUCAAGAGGAUCAAGCAUCUUCUGGAACUCGACCUGGAAGCGGAGGCGGCGAGGGGCAGCCCGACGGACGUCCGCUGGGCGGUGUUCGCGGCUUUCACCAAGUGCUGACCUUCAAAACUAUUUACAGUCAAACGAGAACCCACCUUGUACAGUAAUUUUUUAAACUUAUAAUAUGUAAGGUUUGUAUAUUCAAAUGUAUAUUAUGUUUAAAAUGUA
Cimex lectularius (bed bug) is the source of this 1825-nucleotide messenger RNA. Its product is annotated as Golgi phosphoprotein 3 homolog sauron-like. Gene Ontology annotation, biological process: Golgi organization; Golgi to plasma membrane protein transport; retrograde vesicle-mediated transport, Golgi to endoplasmic reticulum. Gene Ontology annotation, cellular component: Golgi cisterna; trans-Golgi network; cytosol. NCBI's taxonomy places the organism in Eukaryota, Metazoa, Arthropoda, Insecta, Hemiptera, Cimicidae. The record is from RefSeq and is a predicted model, not a curated record. The coding region runs from base 881 to 1717 and encodes 278 amino acids. Gene Ontology annotation, molecular function: phosphatidylinositol-4-phosphate binding. The transcript has a single exon.